AUAUUUUUUCCGCGCGUAUAUAAUGCGGACGACCAUAAUGAGAAUGUGAGUGUGAGAAGCAGCGAAAGUCACGUGACUAGCCCAUCAUAUGAUUUGAACUGGAGGAGCGGCCCGGUCCAGAUUCUCAUGCAUUUUUACUCAAAUUAGGACGAGAGCUUUUAAAUCGAAAACAAGAUGAAGUACUGUCCACCUAACGUGACUCUGGAUGAGUUCUGGCUGGACCAUGGCGUGUCCCCGUGUCUCAUGGACACGAUCCUGGCACCGACCAUCAGUGGCUUCCUCUUCCUCUUUGGCACCAUCCAACUGUGGGUGUACAAGAAGUACGCGACGCCGGUGUCUGAAUUUUCGCUGCCAAAGUCCAAACUGUACUGCCUGCAGAUAUUUUGUCUGCUCCUUCUGCCGGUCUUGUGCAUCAGCAGACUGGUUCUUCAGGCCACAUAUUUACACGACCACAUCAUUUACGGACACAUGAUCAUGUCCGCUGGAUUAAUUGCCGGCUCUUCUUUGUACGCACUCGUCCUGCUUGUGGUCGAACGGAAGUACAUGCUGCCCUCAAUGCCUGCCAGAGGCCAUGGUGUGAUCCUCCUUGUCUACUGGACACUUCUCUUUGUCUCUGAAAACCUCACCUUUGUCAAUAUCAAAGAGAAGGGGUGGUGGUUCAAACUGAAAGAUUUGAAUGAUGACAUCGAGAUGGGACUUUUUGUGGCUCGCUACGUAACCUGCCUUCUGAUCUUUGUCCUUGGGCUUCAAGCACCAGGACUGAUGUCUUUGCGAGAUUAUCUCGACAGCGACACAGCACGUCUUCACGACAUGGAUGAGGAGCAAGGACAAGCUCAGGGUUCAACGUUCAGGAAUUUCUGGAAGAAAAUCAAUAUGCUGCUCCCCUACAUGUGGCCAAAGAAGGACUUCAUGCUGCAAAUGAGAGUCGUCUUCUGUUUCCUUCUGUUGAUCGGAGGACGAGUUCUAAAUCUUUUUGUUCCAAUUUACAACAAGAAAAUUGUUGAUAGCAUGGCCCCGGUUGAGGGAUCGACGAAUCUUGCUUUCCGAUGGGACCUGGUGCUCAUUUACGUUGGAUUCAAAUUCCUCCAGGGAGGCGGAACUGGAGGCAUGGGCCUGCUAAACAACUUGCGCUCCUUUCUUUGGAUCAGAGUGCAGCAGUACACGACUAGGGAGGUGCAGGUGGAUCUGUUCAGGCACCUCCACAGUCUCAGUCUGCGGUGGCACCUGGCUCGAAAGACGGGCGAAGUUUUGCGCGUCAUGGACAGAGGCACGGACAGCAUUAACAGCCUCCUCAACUACAUUGUCUUUAGUAUCCUGCCAACUAUUGCCGACAUUUUGGUGGCCGUGGUCUACUUUAUUACCACCUUCAAUGCGUGGUUCGGACUCAUCGUCUUUCUGACAAUGCUCUUUUAUAUUGCUGCUACAAUGGUCGUCACUGAGUGGAGGACAAAGUUCAACAGGGCCAUGAAUUUGGCCGACAACCUGCAGAAAGCAAGGAGCGUUGACUCUUUAUUGAACUUUGAGACCGUCAAGUAUUACGGAGCCGAGGACUACGAAGUUGACAGCUACAAAGAAGCAAUUCUUUCUUAUCAGAAAGAGGAAUGGAAGGCAACUGCCGCUCUCAGCUUGCUCAACACAAUGCAAAACCUAAUAAUCAGUGCCGGGCUUUUGGCAGGCUCUCUGCUGUGUGUUUACAUGGUUGUAAAUCACCAAGGACUGACUGUAGGAGACUAUGUUUUGUUCUCCUCGUACAUUCUUCAGCUUUAUGUGCCACUGAACUGGUUUGGCACUUAUUAUAGAAUGAUUCAAAAGAACUUUAUCGACAUGGAAAAUAUGUUUGAGCUUUUGAAUGAGGACCAGGAAGUCAUUGACGCCCCUGGAGCUCCAGCCCUGGAUGUGAAAAGGGGUGCUCUUGAGUUUAGCAAUGUCAACUUCAGUUACGUUCCUGAGAGGGUCGUCCUCAGAAACGUUUCUUUUACCGCCCCUCCUGGAAAAACUAUUGCAUUGGUUGGGCCGUCAGGUGCAGGGAAAAGUACAAUUGUCCGACUUUUGUUCCGGUUCUACGAUGUAGACAACGGUGCUAUUCUGAUUGACGGGCAGAACAUCAAGACUGUGAGGCAAAAGUCCCUGCGGAAGUUCAUGGGUGUCGUCCCACAAGACACAGUUUUGUUCAACAAUAGCAUUAAGUACAAUAUCAGAUAUGGAAGGUUGACGGCCACAGAGCAAGAGGUGGUUGAAGCAGCUCAGUACGCUGACAUCCACGAAAGGAUCCAAACAUUCCCAAGUGGAUAUGAUACCCAGGUUGGUGAACGAGGACUGAAAUUGAGUGGUGGUGAAAAGCAGAGGGUGGCGAUUGCCAGGACAAUUUUGAAGGCGCCUGCCUUUGUUCUCCUGGACGAAGCCACCAGCGCCUUAGAUACACAGACUGAACGAAAUAUUCAGUCGGCUUUGGCUCGAGUGUGUGCAAAUCGAACGACCAUCAUUGUUGCCCACAGACUUUCGACCAUAAUUCACGCUGACGAAAUCCUAGUCUUGAGAGAGGGAGAGAUAGUUGAGAGGGGUCGGCACGAGGAGUUGCUCAACUUCAAUGGAGUUUACGCAGACAUGUGGCAGCAGCAGCUCAAGAACGAAGAUGCCGAGGCUCGAGCCUUGGCUUCUGCGCAAGACUCAGAUUCUGCUGCUGAUGCAGAACCACCCACGCAACCUAUGACACAUCAAUAGUAUUAGGUGUAAGAUUUGACUAGUUCUAGGUUAUAUAGAUUCUAGAUUUUAUAAUUAUAGAUUAUAGACUAACAAAUGCCGAGAUUUUCACUUGCAGCUGACAUGCAAAAAAUUUAUGUUCUUUCACUGCGGCGAGAACUAAAUAAUAAUUCUUCUUGUCUUUUACCAUUUCUUGUAUUUAGAUUAGUUGGAUUUGUCCAUACAGUGUGAUUUAAUAAAAGACUACAGGAUCAUUAGUUUUAAUUAAUUUAUUGGAAUCCAGUCAAAUUGUAUCAAUCAAUGUAAUUUGCAAUGCUAAAUUUUAUCUUAAUAAUUUUAUUAUCUUGUAUCUCUGAAUGAUUUAUUUUUAUGAAUAAAAGUAUAAUCCUGGUUACAC
This is a messenger RNA of Neocloeon triangulifer, 3097 nucleotides long. RefSeq names its product ATP-binding cassette sub-family B member 6 (gene Hmt-1). The transcript has 12 exons. Gene Ontology annotation, biological process: heme transport; transmembrane transport. NCBI's taxonomy places the organism in Eukaryota, Metazoa, Arthropoda, Insecta, Ephemeroptera, Baetidae. Gene Ontology annotation, molecular function: ATP binding; ATP hydrolysis activity; heme binding. Bases 175 to 2721 code for a protein of 848 amino acids. Gene Ontology annotation, cellular component: membrane. The record is from RefSeq and is a predicted model, not a curated record.